CCAACACCGGCCCAACCAUCUCAUUCCCCCCCAAAGCCUCCGGCAAUCGUCGCCGCCUAGGGUUUAGGCUUCCGGCCGCCGCAGCCUCCACGCAGCGAGCGAAAGGGGGAUCGCCGGAAGGGAGCCGCGGAGAUGAGCGGGAGCGCGUUCAACGCGUUCAAGUCGCGGGUGCCGGUGGCGUGGAGCCCGCGGCUGUACAUCACGCUGGUGCGGGGGCUCCCCGGGACGCGGCGCCUCCACCGCCGCACGCUUGAGGCCAUGCGCCUCCGCCGCUGCCACCGCACCGUCGAGCACCGCACCACGCCGUCGCUCCUCGGGAUGCUCACGCAGGUCAAGCGCCUCGUCGUCGUCGAGACGGAGGAGAUGUACAACGCGCGGAGGCAGGCGGAGGAGGAGCGGCGCGCGCCCAGGCCGCCGCUUGUCAUCUCCCACCACCCGCCGGCUCCGACUCCGAAGCCGGCAGCAGCCGCGGCUGAGGGUGCCGCUGCCACUGCGCAGUAGCCUCUGGGCAUCAGAAGCCUUUCAUGACAGUCCAGCAACAUAAUAAUUUAUGUGCCUUUUAUCAACAGAUGCUUUCAUUGGAUCCUCCUGCUCAACAAGCUCUAGCAACCCAUGCUAUAUGCAACACACACUGCAGCAUGCUACUGUUUUCAUUGGUCCUGUAUUUUAGAUUGUUAUGGGCUGAUGCCAUUGUCUUUCUAUACUUGUGGUCAAUCAAGCUCAGUGCAAUUACUAAAAUUCCUGAAAAUGCUCUUUAAGAUGUGUCAUAUUGGUUCCAUGCCUAAUUCAGCCUAAGGGAUGUCAGCCUUUAAAUUUACGGUAUCGUGAUUGUUCCAACUUCCAACCUUAGCAAAGGGGGUUGCUAGCUUCAGUUAUAAUUGCCAAAUUUGCUUCAGUUCUGAAGUAAAACUGUCUUGUAUACUCUGGUGAUUUUGGUGCUGUGCCUUCUAACUCUGAUUUUGCGCUGAAAAUGAUUAUUAGUCGAUAUAAUAGUUAUUAUA
Molecule: messenger RNA, 1001 nt
Organism: Setaria italica (foxtail millet)
Lineage: Eukaryota; Viridiplantae; Streptophyta; Magnoliopsida; Poales; Poaceae
Exons: 2
Coding region: 133-501 (122 amino acids)
Biological process (GO): translation
Cellular component (GO): large ribosomal subunit; mitochondrion
Molecular function (GO): structural constituent of ribosome
Source: RefSeq, a predicted model, not a curated record